AUGAAUAAUAGUAAUAAUAAUAAUAAUAAUAAUAAUAAUACUUUAAAAAGAACAUCAAUAUCAAAUAAACAGCAAUCGAAUCCAUUUCAAAGUGGAAGUGGAAGUGGAAGUGGCAGUGGAAUUGGUACCAAUUUAUUUCAGCAGCAACAACAACAACAACAACAAUCACAUGAUUUUUUAGAUCAAAAUAAAAAUCAAAAUCAACAACCACCACAACAAAGAAGAUCGUCUCUAUACAGAUAUGUAGAAACACCACCUACACCUAUAAAUAUUUUCACAAAAAGAGCAUCGGUCAUACCAAAUGUAAGUGGGAAUGGAAGUGGAAGUGGAAGUGGAAUUGGAGCAGUUCCAAUGACACCAGUAACACCUAUCGCACCAACAAAAAGUGGAAUUUAUCACAAUAACUUUAAUACACCUAUUUCAAACAGUGGUGGCACUGGUGGCAGUGGCAAUCCAAUACCAAUGACUGCAUCAAGAAAGAGUGUAACAGUAUCUGCAAUCAAACCGAAAGUACAUAUCUAUCCAUCGUCUCCAGCCGGCAGCAACUCUGAAAAUCAAUCGUCGUCAUCAUCGACAUUCCCAAUUUCACCGUACAGUAGCAACAGCAAUAAUAUAUCGACACAAUUCAUGGAUAACAGUUCAUUCUAUUGGUCACCCGACGAUGUAGAUGAUAUCGAUCAGUUGGAGGCACAGGAACUCUUUUAUAUUCCAGGCAAAUCAGAUAUAUCGGUUGACAGUGGCGGCAGCAGCAGCACGAUGGCAGACUCUAACAGGUCAACACCAGCUAAAAUCAAACCAAAGACAAUCAAACAACGUAUUCAAGAUAUAACUUCAUAUCCUAUCAACAAAUGGGAUGAAUACCACGAGGAAGCACUCAUUCUUUUCAAUCAUCCUUUCUACAAUUCAUGCAUAUAUGUUUUAUGUAUAAUUUUAAAUGCAUUACUUUUCGGUUACUCUAUUGAACUAUUUGGAAAUAAUGUUCAUUUAUAUAGAUAUACAAGUAAUCAUUUCCAAAGUCCAAAUAUGCAUAUUGAAGCAAUUGAAACACCAAUGGGAUCAGUUGACAAUGUCGUUGUUUUAAGUGUUUGGGAACCAAAAUUCACAUGUAAAACUAUCUUUACAUUCUUUUCGCCGCUUCACGUAGCAUUGAUGGUUUCGGCAGGAUCUGAUUUGAAUCGUUUCAUCAAUUCCACAAUUUUAUCGAUUUUAAUAUCUUUAGGUGUAUGUCAUCAAUCAAAUAACAAAAAAAACAAUAAUAUAUUCAAUAGAAAAUACGAUGGAAAGAUUAGAGAUGAAAAGAUAUUAUUCUCUCAACUAUGUGAGGAAUACAACCAUCAGUUUAAACCAAAACUAGGUACAAUGUGUAAAGAUGCAGCAUCACAAACCUCUAGAUAA
Molecule: messenger RNA, 1395 nt
Organism: Heterostelium album PN500
Lineage: Eukaryota; Evosea; Eumycetozoa; Acytosteliales; Acytosteliaceae
Exons: 7
Coding region: 1-1395 (464 amino acids)
Biological process (GO): maintenance of rDNA; regulation of exit from mitosis
Source: RefSeq, a predicted model, not a curated record